This is a messenger RNA of Maniola jurtina (meadow brown), 1182 nucleotides long. Its product is annotated as lipase 1-like. The record is from RefSeq and is a predicted model, not a curated record. The coding region runs from base 1 to 1182 and encodes 393 amino acids. Gene Ontology annotation, molecular function: hydrolase activity, acting on ester bonds. The transcript has a single exon. NCBI's taxonomy places the organism in Eukaryota, Metazoa, Arthropoda, Insecta, Lepidoptera, Nymphalidae.
AUGAAGUUUAUUAAUUUACUAAGUGCUUGUGCAGUGAUUUUCAGUCAGGUAGUAUCAACUUCUUCACCAGAAAUUGAGUCCGAAGAUGCCCAAUUGUAUUUUGAAGAAUUGGCCGUCAAAUACGGACACCCUGCCCAGAAAUAUGAAGUUAUUACUGAAGAUGGUUAUAUACUCGCCUUGUACCAUCUACCAGGCAGUAAAGAGGUUCCAGUAUUGCUCAUGCAUGGAGUGUUCGGGACCUCGGAUAUAUGGAUGCUUAGAGGGAAUAUCUCCCUACCGAUAGUUUUAGCAAAUUCUGGAUACGACGUUUGGGUAGGCAAUAGCCGAGGGAACAGAUAUUCUAGACGUCAUGUCUACCUCGAUCCUGACCACGACCCAGCUUUUUGGAACUUUUCCUUCCACGAAAUGGGAGUUUACGACUUAUCAGCAACCAUUGAUACAGUUAUCCAAAAAACUGGUGUAAAACAGCUCAAUACGAUAGGCCAUUCCCUCGGCACCACUUUAUUCUACGUCCUAGGUUCCAUCAGGCCGGAGUACAAUGCGAGAAUAAACGUCUUCAUUGCACUAGCACCUAUUUGCUACUUGAACCAUAUUCAACCACUUUCAAGCACGAUUGCAAAAUUCGUUCCCGUAUUAGGAGAAAUUUUGAACAAGUUAAACGUGCACGAAUUGUUUGACGAACCAACAAGGAGUAUCGUGGAGCAAUUUUGUACUUUACCAGUUGUAGGAUACAAGCUAUGUGUCGAAGAAGUUUUAUUCACAUUUAUCGGGCGUGAUCCCGAAGAGAUCUCCCCAGAAUUUGCAAGAAUUGCGUAUCCUCAUUUUCCUUCGAGUUGUUCCUUGAAGAAUGUCCUCCAUUUGGCACAAUUGCAUAAUAGAAAAGUAUUCGCUCAGUAUGAUUAUGGAUUCCUGAGGAAUAGAAGAGUGUAUAAUUCUUCUGUACCACCUGAAUAUGAUUUGAAGAAGGUGACUAUGCCCGUUGCUAUUACUGUGGGAAGAAAUGACAAAUUAUCUGAGGUAGAGGACGUUGAAACUUUGAGGAGGAAGCUGCCGAAUGUGGUGAGCUACGAGGUGUCUCCGCGCGAGGAGUUCAAUCACUUGGACGAUAUUUGGGGAGCGCAUAUGGACGUUUAUUUAUACCCCUUUAUUUUUAAAAUAUUGGAACAAUAUAGUGAGUCCUAG